Molecule: messenger RNA, 651 nt
Organism: Caenorhabditis elegans
Lineage: Eukaryota; Metazoa; Nematoda; Chromadorea; Rhabditida; Rhabditidae
Source: the annotation of a RefSeq genome assembly
AUGAGUCGGUCCCACUUUUGGUCACUCCACAAGCCAAAUGACGUAAAAUCAGCGGAAGACCACACAAAAUAUUCUACUCCAGAAGUUCUGAACGGCCGUCCCACGAAGUCAUCCGACAUUUUCAGUCUUGGAAUGACAAUCCGAGGCUACGACUGAUCUCGAUGUUCUAUCAAAUGGAUAUUCGUGGCAUCAAAUCAGAAAUGGAGAUUCCUGAUAGAUUCUUUACACCGAUGUCUACAGAUCUUCGCAGUUUGCUUCCCUGAUGCUUGACUCUGAUCCGAAAGUUCGCCCAACAAGCUGAGAUUUACUGGAUCAUCCAGUGAUCAAGAAGAAGCUAAUGAAGCAUGGAACUUAUGCAAAAUGCAAUUUAAUUCUUUAUGGAUUUUUCUACGCAUUCUAUGCUGUUCUUGUCUGGGUCAAGGCUCGGUGCUGCUAUCAACGUGCUACUGACGACUGGAUAAUUGGAAUAACGGAAUAUCUUGAAUUAAAAUGGAUCGAUAAAAUCGCUUACUGGAGGAAGACAAAAGGAAGAAAAGCGGAAACGAGUCAAUUGCCGAUGACACCAGAGGACGAUUCAUCGAAAUCAUCAAAAGAUGAAAUAAAUUAUUUUGUUUUUUUUUUCGAUUUAAAAUAAAUGAUAAUACUAUAAUA